Molecule: messenger RNA, 718 nt
Organism: Drosophila subpulchrella
Lineage: Eukaryota; Metazoa; Arthropoda; Insecta; Diptera; Drosophilidae
Product: serine protease grass-like
Exons: 4
Coding region: 53-718 (221 amino acids)
Biological process (GO): proteolysis
Molecular function (GO): serine-type endopeptidase activity
Source: RefSeq, a predicted model, not a curated record
AUUAAAUCAACCCAAGUUUGUUUGGAAAAUUGCUGGAGGUUAUAAUGCCGGCAUGUUCUCGAGUCCAUGGAUGGUUAGGGUGAUGGUAAUGGGAAAACAAACUUGUGGCGGCUCCCUCAUCACCUCUCGUUUUAUUUUGACGGCAGCGCAUUGCGUUUAUAAUGGAAAUAUGACGGUGCGCUUAGGGGAAUACGACACGCGGAAUCCCAGGAGAGGUUUCGAAGUUAAUGUCGAUAGGACACUGGUUCACCGAAAGUUCACAGAAACGUACGAGCAACAGUAUGACAUAGCCCUACUUCGAAUGGCGAAAGUGGUGCCGUUCUCAGUUCAUAUAAGACCGAUAUGCCUCCCCUUUAAUGUGGAAAUGAUAAAUGUUUCACGAUUUAAGGUCACUGGGUGGGGUAGGCUUCAAAAUGGUAAAAUGAGUCCCAUUCUGCAGACCGCUUAUAUAUAUGCUAAGGAUCGUCGGCACUGUGCCAAGAAAUUUGGUCUUGCGGUUGAUAAAACCCAGAUUUGCGCCGGAAGUAAAGAAAGGGACUCUUGCAAUGGGGAUUCUGGAGGCCCUUUGAGCGCAGAUAUGGAUUACAUUGGACAGGUUCGACCCAUUCAAAUCGGAAUUGUCAGCUAUGGAUCCCCAAGUUGUACUGGUAUAACUGUCUACACAAAUGUGUCGCACUAUAUGAACUGGAUUAUACAUGUUAUGAUUCGCAACUCAUAA